Messenger RNA from Nematolebias whitei (Rio pearlfish), 3319 nucleotides. It is a transcript of the gene ppp1r26, whose product is annotated as protein phosphatase 1, regulatory subunit 26. The record is from RefSeq and is a predicted model, not a curated record. Gene Ontology annotation, molecular function: protein phosphatase inhibitor activity. Gene Ontology annotation, biological process: negative regulation of phosphatase activity. Lineage: Eukaryota; Metazoa; Chordata; Actinopteri; Cyprinodontiformes; Rivulidae.
UCCAGAUUGAAGAAUGUGAUUACCGUUAGGCAGCAACUCUCUGAUGUUCGAGGAACUCCAAACUUCAGUAGGAUGUACUUGAUGAACGUGCCUCCUGUCGCAGCGACACAGACUGAGUGGAGAAGAUGUGGUCCACCUGGAAGCUUCAGCCUUACUUCUUUCAAUGACUCAAAAUCAGAGCUGUCUACCAGAGAAACACCUAUCUCUGACAAGGUCCAGAUGAUCAUAGAGAGCCUGAGGAGCAGCCAGUCCUCACUCGAGAUGGACGACAACAUCCAAGGACAGGAAUGUCAUACCCACGUCUUCAAGCCUCCUGUAGGUGCUUCCACAAGCUCCACAGAAAACCUGAAAACCCAGUUCUCUUCUACAAACCACCAUAAGGGCAGUGGCUCGGACAGCGACGACUCUGUGGACAGAGGCAUCGAAGAAGCAAUACUCGAGUACCUGAAAGAAAAAGAUGGUCACAAACACAAGCCUGAACAUGGACCUGCUUUUCUCCAGACUUCACAAGGCUCGAGCAAAACCUGUCAGUUUCCAAAUGUUUCCAAACACAGCUCUGAGAGCAGCACGUCCCUGGUUUCCAUGAGCCAUUUUCCAACAAGAGUCCAAGCUGAAGCUCCAACAGCAGCAGCUACUGGACCCUUAAAGAAAUACAUCAAAAACAAAGCUUCCAGAGAUGAGAACUUUGAUCUGAGUCAAAGUUUGGUCUGUUCAACGAGCUGCUCUGAACCCACUGGUCUCUUUAACAAAACAACAUCACUCUUGAAGGAGGAGGAAGACUGUGGUGAUUCCAGCAGUGAUGACGGCAUUGAGGAGGCUAUCCAGAGAUACCAGUUGGAGAAAAGAGAGCAGCUGAACAGGCAGGAAACCUUAAGUUUGCUAGACUGUGAGUCAGACUCAUCUAGUGAUGAUGGAAUCGAAGAAGCUAUUCGCUCUUUUCAGCUGGAGCAAGUUCGAGAGAAGAGUGGCCAAAAAACAUUUCUGCACAAGCAAAUCCCCUCCAUCAGGCCUUUAAUGCAUGCCACGAGUUUAGAAAACAGAAAGAGGCACAAACCGAAGAGGAAAAAGGUCCCAACAGAGAACCAUCCUUCAUCUGAUGGCAAACCCAGUUCCUCACAUCCAGACUUCCUCAAAUACAAAGGUCCUCCAGUCUCUGCUCCUCCCAAAGUUAAUACAACUGCUGAACUCAUGUGCGCUGAAGCUAUUCUGGACAUUUCUAAAACAGUUCUGCCCACCACCUUCCAUCAUGGGGUCGGACUGAGCAGUCACAGUCCAACUGACACUCUCCUUCAAACUUCUCCCCACACCCUGCCACAGGAAGACAGCAGCUCCGUUGACAGUGAGGAUGGAAUUGAGCAGGAAAUCAGGAAAUUCCUGGAGCAGAAGGCCCAAAUGCACAACGUGCAAGAAACAAAAGAGGUUUCAGUCCCAAAGAAACCACGAAAGUUAUCUUUAACACAGAGAAGAAGAAAGAGGGAGAAUAAUCGUUGUGUCUCCAACAUGUCUGGAACAGUAGACAGAGAAACUGAUAAAAAUUCUGAGGAGUCCACCUCUUCAGCUGUUACCCAGAGAAGUCCAAGCAGACCAACCACAGCGUCACACCAGCCAGACCAAAGUGAAGACAAAAGCAGCUCCCUGGACAGCGAUGAAGACCUUGACACUGCAAUAAAAGAUCUGCUCAAGACAAAAAAGAAGACAAAGAAAAAGAUCAGGGAUGUGAAGAGGAAGCCCAGUAAGCACAGCAGAGUUGAAGAUCCAAUGUCAGGCAACACUGUUCCCAUCAAGAAGUUCAGACUAGAUCAUGUUUCCAACUGUAGUGCUUUGAAAAGUGUCCACAAAGACAAGGACAGACCGAGUAAUAAAACCAGUUCAUACCUAAAGCCAGGUGAGGACGGUGGAGACAGCCAACCACUGUUCUCUGCUCCGAUGGAUGACAGCAGCUCUGUGGACAGUGACGACGGCAUCGAACAGGAGAUCCAGAAGUUCCUGGCUGAGAAGGCUAAAGUUUCCCCUGCAGACAAACUGAAAGAUGGACAUGUGUGCAGUAAUGGGACAUCCAUGGUUCAACAUGGACACAUGAAACCUGAAAACAUAAAGAAGGAAGCUCAGCUGGCUGAGAUUAUUCCACAACCAAAAGGUCUUCCGUCUGCAUCUCCAAGUGGUCCAGCUGAAGAUCAAACCCCACGCAGGCUCCUAUCACAUGUUUUUCUUGCCAGUCCACAGUCUUGUGUGUCCUCAGACCAGUCCUGCAGUCCCAGUCUUUUGGAACCAGCAGAUGGGGCUGGGGCAGCCCAAAACCAGCUGAGGAGACCUAACCCUGGUGGAGACCUUGUUGUGCCCCCUCAGUCUGAGAAAAGUGGACCAGCUUUGAGUUCUGUCUCUGCUCAGUCCCAGGCAGAGUCCAUCAAGUGGCGCCAGAGUCUGGGUCUCCCUCCAUUUUCUGACAAAAGGGCCCCCACCCGGACUAAGUUUCACAUCACCUCUUCAGAAAGUAAAGAGACCACCGUACAGACCCCUUCAUACCAGAAAACAGACCUCAAAGUACAGACUCUGGCCAAUGCUUGGUUUUCUUCGAGGACCAUCCCAGCUUCAUUCUCCUGUUCCUCAGAGACGCCUGUGAACAUCCCAGUCAGAGCCCCAGUGGUAAAGUUCUGCUCUGCUGUCAGGCAGAACUCACUCAUGACCUUUCCUCUGAGCCUUAGAGCCGGACACAGCUCCCAGUUCUCUUUAGGAGAGGACAGAGCCAGCAUGGUCCAUGUGCCCAAAGACAAGAGUGUGUUUGUAGAACUGGAGUCCAACAGGACCAACCAUGUCCAGGUCCAGAGCAGGACCAACCAGGUCCAGAGCAGGACUAACCGUGUCCAGGUCCAGAGCAGGACCAACCAGGUCCAGAGCAGAGACUUGAGUGAAGGGAAAGAGAGGGGCAGAUGUGAUGAAGAGGUGCAAGAAGACAGACAGGAUGAAGAGUUUGUAGAUGAGGCAGAUUGUGGGUCAGACAGCAGAACCGAACCAGAACAGAAGCAGGGCUUUUCCAAUCUGUCUUUGUGCAGAUCCAUUGAUCCAGGGGUCACCUUCAGUCCAUGCAUAGCUCUCACCUCAGGGGAGAGAAGCACCAUGUUCAGCAGGGCCUACCAGCUGAAGAAGUUGAAUAAGAUGUGCCCUUCUCUAAGAGACAUUUCUGAGCAGGGCAGGAGCUUGCUGUGUGUCAAAAAGAAGCUUCAGUUUGAUCCUGUCGGCAGGAUGGAAGCACACAUCUAGAGUUGCAUGACAACAUUGUCCAGGCAAGAGUGUUUUUCAUGUAAUUCAGUGCUGUUUAGAA